AUGCAAAAUAAGAAACUAGUCCAGAAAUUAACAGCGGUGCAGAGAAAAAUGAACGUUCGAACGUGCAAUUCAUAUAGAACGAUAUCCGCUGAGGCAGCAUGCGUUAUAGGAGGGGUUUCACCGAUAGAAAUUCAGGUGCUGGAGAGAAUGGAACGCUACAGUGGUCUGGGAAGAAAUGCAGCCAGGGAAAACCUCAUGCGUAGGUGGCAACUGAAAUGGGACAGUGGUCCCUAUGGUAGAUGGACGUACCAACUCAUUCCAAACGUAGAGAGCUGGGUUAACCGACCCUUUGGAGAAGCUUACUUUGGACUACCUUACUCAAGCACUUUCUGGACACGGCUUCUUCG
This is a messenger RNA of Leptinotarsa decemlineata (Colorado potato beetle), 347 nucleotides long. RefSeq lists its product as uncharacterized. Lineage: Eukaryota; Metazoa; Arthropoda; Insecta; Coleoptera; Chrysomelidae. The record is from RefSeq and is a predicted model, not a curated record.